Molecule: messenger RNA, 3763 nt
Organism: Brassica napus (rape)
Lineage: Eukaryota; Viridiplantae; Streptophyta; Magnoliopsida; Brassicales; Brassicaceae
Exons: 2
Coding region: 1-711 (236 amino acids)
Source: RefSeq, a predicted model, not a curated record
AUGGAUGAUUGGACCUCUCUUGGUCCUCUUAUUGAGCUGAUAGGUGAGAGAGGACCAGCUGUUACUGGAUUGAGCAUUAAUGCAGUGGUGGUAGAUGCUCUAACAAGUGAUGGGUGGUGUUUUGAGCGAAGUAGAAGCAGGAAUCCGAUCAUCACAUUGCUCAGAGAGAGUAUGCCUGAUGCGCAACCAAUUUUGAGCUCAGAGGUUGAUGAUACUUAUGUUUGGGCCACUAAUGGUCAGAAUAGUUCAGAGACAUUCUCCACUAGUGAGACUUGGAAGACUCUUUUUCCUUGCACGUUGGAAGUAUUUUGGCAUGAAGUGAUUUGGUUCUCAGGACGUAUUCCGAAGCAUAUAGACAACAUAUGUUCUUUGACUACGACUUCAGUAGACAGGUGUGGUCUUUCUUCACCAAUAGCUGCAGUUGGUACCUCCAAGGCUUCAAUCCUGUUCGAAGAUGGCCUAAGAUGGUUGAAGAAUCCAUCGAGGGAAAAGAAUGUGAAGUUGAUUGUGAGGUUACUCCACCAGGCUUGUCUCUAUCUUAUUUGGAAGGAGAGAAACUCAAGAAUACACACAGAUGUAGCUAGACCACCUGAGGCCAUUAUUGCUGAGAUUAAGCAAAUCAUUCGGCUAAGGCUGGAUCCUCUAGCUCGGGCUCAAACGCUAGUUCACCGAGAAGACUCGGUUCUGGCCACUUGGUUUUCUAUAUUCUAGAGAGUGAAGUUUUGAUAGCUUAGAAUGCUUGUAAAUAGUGCUUUUCUGGCUUUCUUUGUAACCCAAUGUUUUUUGGUUGAGUAAAAUUAGAAUUUUUUUUUUUUAAAAACUAAUAUAAUAAAACGUUAAUAUGUUAAGUAAUAAUAAUAUACGUGAAUCUAACGUAUAAGCAGUAUACACAUAAGGUUAUUUGUAAGAAAAUGAAACAUUUAGCAUGCCACAAAAUAUUCAAAUUUGAUUAUUUGCAAUAUAUACAGUCGCCAAUAAUUUUGUAUUGUAUUAAUAAAAUGUUGAGCUGAUUUUGAGAUUUUGUUUAUUAUAUAUAAUAUAUUCAUUAAAUAAAAUAAAGUAUAAAACGAAUUAUAGUAAUUUUAUAGUGAAUUCUUUGAAAAUAUAUUCAUCACAUUUUAUAGAUCUAUUGAGAAAUGUUGAAACUUUUAGUAUUGUUAUAAGAAAAUUUCUUUCUUUUUUUUAAUUAAAUAAAUAUAUUAAAAUCAACCGGAAAACCGGGAUACAGUUUGGAUUACAAGGUCGAUUUCAAACCCAAGUUUAAAAAUUGUUAAAAUUAUCUUCGCCCGUCCACCAAAUCCGGCACAUUCCGCUAAUCCACUUUUAAUAACCCUAGGAACCACGUAAAUGUUCUCAACCUUAGGCGGUGACCACGGGAACGUGAGGUUCUCCUCAUUGCCUCGGAUGCCGGGAAUUCCCAUGUCGUCUUCGGAGUAGGUAGUUACUGGUGAAUGCCUCGAUACUUGUAAUCGUCACCGCCAAUAAUCCCAAAAACGUUAUAGAAGAAGGUUAUAGAAAACAAACCAAAAAACCGUACCACAACCUCCUGUACAUCUUCUAUAACGCUUUAAACCGCUCGGGAAGCACCAUGCAAGGAUCUCCAAUGAUCAAGAAUGCAGAAAGUCGGGAACGGGACAGCAAAUGCUAAUUGAACCAGUACCUUACUCCAAACCUGCAAAGACUAUAGCUGAGAGACGCUACCGCAAGCAGAAACUCACGGCACUGGGAUAUGCCUCACAGUAGACUGAUCCACCGAAGAACAAGAAGAGACUCCUCAUACCACAAGAAGCUUCCAUUCCUCGUCAAUCUCCUCCUCCGAAAACCGAAGAAAAGGUCAAUCUUUGAUGUCGAGACCAUGAACCGGUGGCACGAUUCAAUCUGCACAGAACAAAACAGAGCAAGCACAAACCCGAACAAACAAGUCGACAAAGCUCGCCGGGAGACUGAAACUAAUUAACCGGGAAGAGAGCAUUUGGUUGAGAGGGAAGUCACAGCACCGCCUCGAAGAAGCCAUAAACGACUGUCUUCAACACCGCGGCGUUGCAACACUCCACGAGCCAUCACCACGAGCUUCGAUACAUGCCGGCAACAAGGGCUAAAACUCGUCUCUGAGUAAACAGAUCUCCAGAGCUCACAAGGCAGAAGAAAAUAGCACCUGUUCAACCAAGACGCCAAGGAAGAAACAACAGCUCUACCUCUACUCACCUCUCACCGUAAGUCCAAGCUGAAAUCGUACCAAGACUACAACCAUGACACAAAGGUGAGCCAAGCACACGCCUCCACGCGCCACCAUCCCUCCAAGAGGCUUAAGGGACCUCCUGCAUAACCCUAAAAACAGACUUCAACAUCAGAAAUCUUCACUCAUCCCGUGUUGAAACUCCAUCAUCUAGCUGAUCAUCGCCAGAGUCGGAACUUCUCUGCAAUGAAACCGAGAUCCGUCGUGCCUCCAGAUGUAGAGUACCAAACAAGACAGGGAGAGUGAAGGAGACUAUGGUGAAGCAAACACAAAAUAAGCGGUUGAGAAAGAAGAGGGACGCCUCCGGCGCCGGUACGCGCACGCACGCGCCGUCUGGUCGCCGGAUCAGUUGAGAUCUCCUUUUGUUCGCGAGAGAGUAAAGAUAGUGAGAGAAAGUAGAUUUUGGUCUUUUUUUUAUUUAAUACUUACUGACUUCUUCCAUAUGCUGAAAAGUUUUUGCGAAUACUUUUUAGGUGACAUUGCCUCAUUACAUAUAAUACAAAUACACAGUGAAUUUGUUCCACGGUGAAAUGAUAUCAAGACAUACAUUUUUUUUAUUUUUUUAUUUUUUUAUUUUAUAUCAAGACAUACAUGUUCUUACGAUAGUUACCUUCCUUUUCAACGGAAAAUGAGGAACGCUUUAAGAAAAAUGUUGAGGAAUUUGAUCAACAUGUAAGAUAGAAAAAUGUUGAGGAAUUUGAUCAACAUGUAAGAUGCAUACCGACUUUGUGACUUGUUUUUAUGUAUCAUUUCUAUCAGCUAAAUACAGAGUUCGUUAAACGUAUUUCAGUUUUUACGGAUACAGAAAACCCUACGCAACAUAUUUCAGUAGUUUAACGUCAGCAAAAAUAGGAAUCUUUCGUUUAAAACAACAACAAAAGAAUCAUUUUUGUAAUUUUUUUUUGUUUUCUUCUUUAGAUAUUGAAUAUGAGUUAUCGAAGUGAAUAAUUUUACAUUCCCGACUAUGCCAUGUAUAACAUGUUCAAAUGUUAUCAAAACACAAUAAUUAUUCUGUUUGUAGGUUCUUUUAGUAAUUGCAAAAAUUAUUUCCAAUAUACGAUUUCCUCAGCGAGUAAUUUGAAAAUUCAAUUAUAGCAAAAGGAUCACAGAACUAUUUGUGUUAUUAGUAAAACUCAAAUAGCACGGUUUAGAAAAAAAAGUAUAGAUGAGUUAAUUUAUCAACAAAUUUUUAGCUAAUUUAUCAUUUUAACUUAGUUUAGGGGUAUUAAAUUAGGGGAAAACUGUUAGCUCGAGUAGCUAGUACCUACAAAAUCCAAACACUAGUAUUGGUUCAGAAUAUAAUCAUUGCGAGUUUAGAAUAAAUAUUAAUUAAUCUAAACCGUUAAAUCAAAGAUGCAAUUUUACUAAUUGAUAAAAAAAUCACAUUAAGAAAAUCACUAAGUUUGAAGAAUGAUUAAAGAUGGAAAAAGGAUAAUUAAAUUUACAUUCGAAGAAAAAGGCAGAUGCAUAGACCAUAGACGUAAGACACUUGUGAUAUACCCAAAUAUUUUUAGUAAAAUAUAUACG